Psammomys obesus (fat sand rat) is the source of this 1876-nucleotide messenger RNA. It is a transcript of the gene Skor1, whose product is annotated as SKI family transcriptional corepressor 1. Gene Ontology annotation, cellular component: transcription regulator complex; nucleus. Bases 1 to 729 code for a protein of 242 amino acids. NCBI's taxonomy places the organism in Eukaryota, Metazoa, Chordata, Mammalia, Rodentia, Muridae. The transcript is spliced from 9 exons. Gene Ontology annotation, biological process: negative regulation of transcription by RNA polymerase II; negative regulation of BMP signaling pathway. The record is from RefSeq and is a predicted model, not a curated record. Gene Ontology annotation, molecular function: DNA-binding transcription factor activity, RNA polymerase II-specific; RNA polymerase II cis-regulatory region sequence-specific DNA binding; SMAD binding.
AUGACGGGGAACACGGGGGUUGGGGCACGAACCCAGGUCCCCAGUGCCCAGCGGCUGCACUGCCCUUGCCAGGCUGCCCUCUCCGCAGAGCUCCGGACCCUGACGCGGGAGCCCUGCGCGCCCCCGGGAGGCCCCGCGGCGGCCAAGGUGUACGCCGAGAGGGACGAGCACGUGAAGAGCGCGGCGGCGGCGCUGGGGCCCGCGGCCUCGUUCCUCUGCGCCCCGGAGGCCCACGAGCCAGAUAAGGAAGACAAUCACUCGACCACAGCCGACGACUUGGAAACCAGGAAAUCCUUUUCAGACCAAAGGAGAGUCUCCCAGCCAAGCCCUGCAAAUACAGAUCGAGGUGAAGAUGGGCUCAGUUUGGAUGUCACAGGAACUCAGAUGGUGGAGAAAGAUAUUGAAAAUCUGGCCAGAGAAGAAUUGCAGAAAUUGCUUCUGGAGCAAAUGGAGCUUCGGAAGAAGCUGGAGCGAGAAUUCCAGAGUCUCAAAGAUAAUUUUCAGGAUCAAAUGAAGAGGGAAUUGGCUUAUCGGGAAGAAAUGGUGCAACAGCUGCAAAUUGUCAGAGAUACCUUGUGUAACGAACUGGACCAGGAGAGGAAGGCCCGCUAUGCCAUCCAGCAGAAAUUAAAAGAAGCGCACGACGCCCUGCACCACUUCUCCUGCAAGAUGCUGACGCCCCGGCACUGCACCGGCAGCUGCUCCUUCAAGCCUCCGCUGCUGCCCUAGCGCCCGCCUGGCCGCGCCCACUCGCCCUCAAGCCAUUCCGCUCCCUUCUGUAAAUACCCGCUGCAGUGGCGGCCGAGAGAGGAACAAGCCAUUGGGACCGGACCCUUGUAAAUACAGCCGCCCACCUGUCCGCCGGGCCCCAUGCGGGCCGGCUCGGUGUCCACUGUAAAUACUGCCUCGCCCCUCCUUUGAACUCCAGGGCAUCAGACCUUAAGGGGUAAACUGGACCUACCCGGGGAAAGAAAAGGGAGAGGGGCGACCUCUCUGGCCCCAGCAGGGCCUGGAACCCGGAUUGUGAAUAUAUGUAGCAUCUUCUCCAGCUGCGGCCGCGCACUCCCUGUCCCGUCCACUUCUGAAACUCUCCUUCCUAAGGACAAUGUGGCUAUGUGCAAUGGAUAUAAACGGGCUGUGAGUCUCUUGGUUCAUAUUAGGUUCACUUUAUUUACGCUGUAAGUUAGUUUACUGCCCCACCACCACCCCCCCCCCCCCCCGCCCCUUUCCAGUCCUCAUUUUGCAUUCAUUCCUCUUUGAAUUUUGCUUUGUGGUUUUUGUUGUUGUGUGACGUAACAGCACUUUAAAAAGGGACACAACUGACUCACGAGAUGGCAACCAUCUUGAGCCUAUUUGGGGAGACCUGUAUCCGUGACUUUUGUUUUUAAUAAAAGGAAAAAAGCUGUUACUACGUGGGACUGUGGAGCUGGGAGUGGGCCAGGAGGUGGAGGAGGGAGGGGAGGAGCUGAUGGAAGAUACUACUGGAGGUAGGCGUUAGGGUGCCACUGCAAAGGUUAGAGUGCUCUCUCAGGAGAUGGACAGGGUUCCUGAACAACUCUACUGACCUACCCAAAGACACCCAAUUUUCCCCAGAGGCCUCUGAGUUAAAACCUACUUGGCGCUUUGGCUGGGGAAAGGGACAGCAGCCUGGUCCCUUGAACAGCAGGGCUGUUCUUCACCUGUACAGCCAGGAGGUUAAUUUUUGCCUCUUUCAUCUCCUGUGCAUGAAGUCACCGGCAGGUUGGGGUGCACUCAGCAAGAGAGGUCUCCAGGCUGCUAGGAAUCUCAAGUUCAUCCGAAUUGCUCUGCUUGCUGGAGCGGGCACCGGUAGUGCUGACCAGGUGGGGGUGAGGAGUGAAGGCUGUAGAAUGGCAGG